GGAGAGGGAGAGAGAGAGAGAGAGAGAGGGAGAGGGAGAGAGAGAGAGAGAGAGAGCUCUACCUACCGACAGAUACAAGAGAAGUCAAGAGCAUUAAGAGGCAUAGAGCUACCGUAUAUACACUCAGGCACUAUGAAACGUCUUUGAGCGCUCAUUAAAAAAAACAACCCACCCUCACAUCAGGACUUUGUACAGUCCAGGGAGAGUCUAGCGGUAGUCUCUGAGAAUCCAAGACUUUUUUUUUUCAUGCGAAAGUCAUGAGCUCCUACUUUGUAAAUCCUCUUUUUUCCAAGUACAAAGGCGGUGAAUCGCUGGAACCAACUUACUACGACUGCAGAUUUCCACAAAGUGUAAGCAGGAGCCACGCUCUGGUGUAUGGUCCGGGCGCUACGGCUCCCAGCUUCCAACACCCUUCCCAUCAUGUCCAAGAGUUUUUCCACCACGGAACCUCCAGCAUCUCUAACUCUGGAUACCAACAAAAUCCAUGCGCCCUGGCGUGUCAUGGAGACGCGUCUAAAUUCUAUGGAUAUGAAGCUCUACCCAGGCAAUCGCUUUAUGGUGCCCAGCAAGAGGCGACGGUUGUACAAUAUCCUGACUGUAAAUCGUCUUCCAACAGUAACUCUAGCGAGGGACAAGGCCAUUUAAAUCAAAAUUCGUCUCCCAGUCUUAUGUUCCCAUGGAUGAGACCACACGCUCCCGGAAGACGCAGUGGCAGGCAGACUUACAGCCGGUAUCAGACCCUGGAGCUAGAAAAAGAAUUCCUCUUCAACCCUUAUUUGACACGGAAGCGGCGGAUUGAGGUCUCUCACGCCCUGGGACUGACGGAGAGGCAAGUGAAGAUAUGGUUCCAGAACAGGAGAAUGAAAUGGAAAAAAGAAAACAACAAAGAUAAGCUCCCGGGAGCCAGGGACGAAGAGAAACCCGAGGAAGAAGGGAACGAGGAAGAGGAGAAAGAAGAGGAGGAAAAAGAAGAAAGCAAGGACUGAUGUCUCAGCUCCUUGAAGUCUCGUUUUAUGGCAGAUGAUAAAUCGAGAUGUUUACGACGGUCAUUUGCUUUUAUAGAGUACAGAAUGGAGAGUCUCACACAGCUGUAACUACCUGUCAAACAGUUGUAGCCUUUUUUAUUGUCAUAGAACUUCCCCCAACUUCCCCCCACUUUUUUCUAUAUAUAUAUAUAUAUAUAAAAAUAUAUACCUAUAGCUGCAUUUUUGGUUUCAUAAAUAUAUAGGCUUUACUGCUACAGCGGAGAGGGGGUGUGUAAUCCCAACAGAAACCAAUCAUGAAGCAAAUACCACAUACCCCAACAGCAAAGCCCCCCUCCUAUCUAUCUAGAUAGCGAUAGAGGUGUAAAUGUAGGCAUCUUAUAUAUUUGUUUUGAUAGGUUUGACUAGUAUUUCGUCUCCUCGUUUGCCCCCACACAUGAGCCAAGGGGAAGUGUGAUAUUGCUUUCUGCGAGUCUUAGCUUAUUUUUUAAAUAUCUAUAUAUCUAUAUAUCUUCAGUGCUAAUGUCCAGUUAUCAUUUAACUUGUAGCUGCCUGCCUGACGUGGAAGAUUGGAGGGUGACCCCACCUGCCACGACGCACAUAGUAGCUAUAUAGGACCAUAUCUGUAUGUAGAUAAUACCUACCCGCCCAUGUCUCGGUAGGCCAAAACGCGAAGGCUAAGCGCCUACCAUUUCAUUAUUUAUAUAGGCACUGUUUAUCAUUUCACUGUGUGAGCACUCGAAAUUCUUAAUAUACUACCUAAAGGGAAACCUGCAAUAAUAAUGAAAUCUAUUAUCAACAAGGGGCUUACAUAUCCUAAAUUUUACUUGCUCAGAAUUUAUGAAAGGAAAGGAAGGAGAGAGCUGCGUUUUGCCCUGAUGCAAGCUACUAAGUAGCAUAAACUAAAAUGAUGCUAAUAAUAAUAAAAAAAAUAAAAACCUUGUCAUGUACUUUUCACUACCUAUAGAAGGAGUCAUGCUUUCAAAGUAUUUGUAAUGCGGUUUUGUUGUAUUUGUUGCUGCUUAUUUUCUUGGAGAAAAAAAAUUCCCAACAACUGAAAACUGCCUAGUGGGGGACGCACAGGAUUGUGUUAUUUUAUUGUGCUUAUAAAGUAGUGUAGAACUAAAUUGCACUGAAUGUAUAGUUAUCUAUUUGUCUUGACUUAUCUGUUCAUGCAACAUGCUCGGAAAGAAAAAAAAGUCAUUUGUUUUAUGUAAAAGCAUAGUUCUGCGUGUUCAAACUCUUGAAUGUAGCAAUUUCUGCCAGAAGUCAAUUUCUGGGCACCGUGGAUUUGUAUUGUAUACGUGAGACAUUACGUAAAUAAAGAAAUAAUAAUAAUUAAAAAAAAAGGUUU
Messenger RNA from Pelodiscus sinensis (Chinese soft-shelled turtle), 2337 nucleotides. It is a transcript of the gene HOXC8, whose product is annotated as homeobox C8. Gene Ontology annotation, biological process: regulation of transcription by RNA polymerase II. The record is from RefSeq and is a predicted model, not a curated record. Lineage: Eukaryota; Metazoa; Chordata; Testudines; Trionychidae. Gene Ontology annotation, cellular component: nucleus. Gene Ontology annotation, molecular function: RNA polymerase II transcription regulatory region sequence-specific DNA binding; DNA-binding transcription factor activity, RNA polymerase II-specific.